AUGAAACGUUGGAUAUUUGGGCUGCUGCUCUGCAAGGUCGUUCCUCCAUGCCAAGGCAUAUCUGUUCUGAUCUCUUCCUGGUGCUUGUGCUACAUAGCUAUUGAUCGGUAUCGAAGUAUUGUGACACCGUUGAAAGAGCCAUGGAAGCUGCAGCACGCACAGCGUGUGCUGAUUGGGACGUGGUUAGUGGCAAUCUUCGCAUCUUCUCCUCUCUACUUCUCUCAAUCACUCAAAACACUCACUAUGGCUAACAUCACGCUAUGCGGAGAGGUUGGUUAUUUGUGGAUCUUUGCUCAGCUCAUCAUAUAG
Cooperia oncophora is the source of this 309-nucleotide messenger RNA. NCBI's taxonomy places the organism in Eukaryota, Metazoa, Nematoda, Chromadorea, Rhabditida, Trichostrongylidae. The record is from the annotation of a GenBank genome assembly.